UUGUCAGUUUCGGGCUUAAGAAAAUCAAAUUUCGGGCUAAAAUCCGGCGAAUGAACGAAAAAAAGAUCCACGUUGUUGCUUGACCGACCUCCUUCCACCGAUCAACGACUCUUUCGACCUUCCGCCAAUAAUUUUCGUAUCCAAGGCUGUACAGAUCACGUCGUUGUUUGAGAUUUUAGUGUAUUUAUACAGUUUAAGCUGCCAGAUUUUGGUUUUCUUGCUGAGCUUAUAUAUAUACACGUGUAAACACACACAACAGACAUACUUUAUUGCUCCGGACUUAGAGCCGUUAGUAGGAGUACUGCAUUCAGAACACAUUUAUUAGGACAUUGAGCUGGUUUUCAUGCAUUGUUGUUGAAGAGCAGUGCCAUGCACAGCUGUGUUCACUGGGUGGGUUACACAAAGAGUGUCAGAAAAUUGAUGCAAUGUCAGCAUCUAGUAAAUUUGAUCUAUCUUCCAGUAGUCCAGAUAGGCCACUGUAUGCCUCUGGGCAGCGUGGAUCCUAUGCACCUGCUUCACUGGAUAGGUCGGGUAGCUUCCGUGAGAACAUGGAGAAUCCAAUCUUAUCUUCUCUUCCAAACAUGACGAGAAGUACUUCAACAGUAACACGUACAGAUGCCGUUAACUUUUUCCAGUGCUUACGUUUUGAUCCAAAAGCUAUGGUUACUGACCACAAACUUAAUCGGAAUAUUGAUUUCAAGCGGCUCACCAGUUUAGCUUUAGGUGUGCCAGUGGAGGAUUCUCCAUUGGUGUCUUCUAAAGGCAAACUGUUUCCUUCUCCCUCUGCGGAGGAGGCCAGACGGCUGAAGGCUGGUCUUCGUGAAAGCUGCACUAAAGCUAGGGAACGUGUGAAGAUAUUCACCGAAUGUUUAUCUGUGCUCAACAAAUGCUUUCCAAGCAUCCCAUCAAGGAAGAGAUCUCGGUCUGAUUCCCUAUCAAAUGACCGACACGUUACAUUAUUCCCAAGUGAUCGGUCAGUUUCAGGGACAAGCAUUGGUAAAACGGGUACGCAGAGUCAUUGUACUGUCAGUAGUUAUGAGUUGGAGCAACAAAAGUCUGAAGAAAGAGUUAAAACUGCUGCUCCAAAUAAACGCACUCGAACUUCUAUGGCGGAUGUUAGGCCUGAUGUACGGGCAAACACUCCCACAAGGCCGGCUGGGAACAUGGAUAGAGAUAGGGAGAUACUGAGGCUUCCAAAUGGUAGCACAAUUCAGGGAGAAGAUCGUACGUCAUCCAUUGCUGCAGAGGGUUGGGAGAAGUCGAGGAUGAAAAAGAAGCGUUCUGGAAUAAAAUCAGAUGCUACUGGCUCCAUAACGACAAAACCUAUUGAUGGCCACAGGGAACCGAAGCAAGGAGUGCAGCCGCGGCUUCCUAGUGAUAGCCGAUCAAGAUUUACUGAUACCCAUGGCUUCAGACAUGGGCUUGCUCCUGGUGCUGCUGGAAAAGCUGAUGGUGCAACACAGCAUGUUACCUUAGGCGUACGUUCUUCCCUGUCUAAGAUUGACCAAGAUAACCAUCUUCAUCUCCUAGAUGGGAGAGAUCGUCCUCUUGGCUCAGAGAAAGAAAGGGUGAAUCUCAAAGCAGUCAGCAAUACAAUGAAAGCAGCUGCUCGUCAAGAAUUCACAUCCCCUAGCCCUACAUCGAGCACGAAAUUGAAUUCUGCUACUAGGGCUCCACGAUCAGGUUCAGGCGUUGCACCAAAGUUAUCUCCUCCGGUUCAGCGCGCAGCUGCUGCAAAUGAUUGGGAAAUCUCUCAAUGCACAAACAAACUUCCAUCUGCUGUUGGGGCAGGUAAUCGCAAGCGCAACCCUUCUACAAGGUCCUCAUCACCACCUGUUGCUCAAUGGGCCAGCCAAAGGCCCCAGAAGAUAUCUCGACCCGCAAGAAGGAACAAUUUUCCCAUUGUUCCGAAUAAUGACGAAAUAUCUACCCUGGAUACCACAAGCGAUGUUCUACGUAAUGAGAGACAUUUGUCUAGCUCUUCCCCUCAACAGAAGUUAAAAAGCGAUGUCUUCUCUCCAGCUGUAUCUGAAACUGAGGAAUUAGGAGCUGCUGAAGUCAAGUCUAAAGACAAGAGCAAGAGGUCUGACGAAGUGGAUGAAAAAGCUGGGAAUGUGCAAAAGAUGUCAACACUGCUGCUACCGCCAAGGAAAAAUAAGGUGGUUAGUGGACAAGACUUUGGAGAUGGUAUUCGCAGGCAAGGGCGGAGUGGCAGGGGGUUUACCUCCACUAGGUCCCUAAUGCCAUUGAUGGCUGAAAAGCUUGGCAAUGUUGGGACUGCAAAACAACUUAGAACCUCUAGACAUGCUCUGGACAAGACAGAAAGCAAAGGAGGCAGACCACCUACAAGAAAGCUCUCUGAUCGUAAGGCUUAUAAACGACAGAAGCUUGCCACGAUGGAUGCUGCAGCGGAUUUUCUAGUUGGUUCAGAUGAUGGCCAUGAAGAGCUAUUGGCUGCUGCAAGUGCUGUUACUAACACUGCUCAAGCCCUUUCGAGCUCAUUCUGGAAGCAGAUGGAGCCAAUUUUUCGUUUUAUAUCUGAAAUGGACACAGCCUUUCUGAGGCAACAGAUAAAUCAUGAGACAAAUCUGGCAGCAGCAGCCUCUGUGACUUUUGAUACUGAUGCUUCCAGUUUAAUUAGUGGUUUUGGGUUGAAUGAAGUCGGGGGACAGACAAAUGAAACACAGAGUUCCGAUCUUACCUCAGAACAUGUAGUCUCUGGAAAAAGUAAACCCAAGGGUAUUUCCUUGUACCAGAGGCUGUUGGCUGCUAUAGUACCUGAAGAGCUUUAUUGCAAUGGAAAGGAAGACCUUAACUCCAAUGUUUAUCGAUCUGGAUUUGAAAUCGAGAUGGAUUCAGAAUCUCAUACUUCCUGUGGGCAGAUGUUAUAUAGCAGUGAAACAUCCCGAUACUGUGCUUCUAAUGGAUACAGCAUAAAUGCUAAUGGGUGUUCCGUUGAUAAUUUGGACUACAUUAAGGCCGAUAAUGUUACAUCCGCGUUCGAAAUGGGGAAUUUUUCAAGCUAUGAUCAGUCACAAAAUGGUCUACUUUCAGAACAACAAACAAUGCCUGGCUUUGUUUGUUCCGAGUAUCAGUAUAAUGAGAUGUCAAUUAAUGAGCGGCUUCUCAUGGAGAUUCGCUGUAUCGGAAUAUAUCCGGACCUGGAGUCUGAUUUUGCUGAGACUGGAAAUGAAGAGAUCAGUGCAGAAAUUAGUAAAUUACAUGAGAAACACCAUGAAAUGGUUUCUAAGAAGAAGAGGAUGCUUGGGAAACUGCUGAAUUCAGCUACACAGAUGAGAGAGUUACAGGAGAAGGAGUUUGAACAGCGUGCUCUUGAUGAACUGGUUGCAAUGGCAUACGAAAAAUAUAUGAGUUGUUGGGGCCCAAAUGCUCAUGGGAUGAAGAGUGCUAGCGGGAAAAUGGCCAAGCAAGCUGCCUUAGCUUUUGUCAAGCGAACUUUGGAUCGAUGCCAAGAAUUUGAGCAGACAAGAAAGAGCUGCUUCAGUGAGCCUUUGUAUAAUGAUUUGUUUCUUUCUGGGAUAUCCCGCCUUAGUGAUGGACAAACAGAUUCGAACACUGAUGGCGAAGCUGGAAAAUCUUAUAUCAGCACAUCUGGCUGUUCAGGAGAAGCUAGAGUUUCAGCUUUGGGCACACAGCAGAGCCCAUCGCUAAACCAGGAUAUAUCUUUUGAAGCCAAUUUACCUUCUGAAGCCAGUAGGGUCAAGCGGAGGGAGUUGGAAGAUGUUCUUGGUACUACCAUUGGUGCUUCUUCAGGCAUAGGUGGUUCACUUUUAAGCAGUGCAAAAGGGAAGAGAAGUGAGAGAGACCGAGAAGGAAAAGGAAAUGGCCGAGAGGCAUUAUCCCGCAAUGGAACAACCAAAAUUGGUCGACCUGCCUCUUCCAAUGUUAAAGGAGAAAGAAAGCCUAAGACAAAACCUAAGCAGAAAACUACUCAGUUAUCCACCUCUGUCAAUGGCCUUUUUGGCAAGAUAUCGGAGCAACCUAAAUUGCUAGGAUCUUCAAUAGCAAGGUCAAGUGGUAUAAGUGCCACUGGAAAUGAUAAGACUGGCUGUAACUUGGAUGAACUAGAGGAUCCCAUUGACUUAUCCGGCCUGCAACUCCCAGAAAUGGAUGUUUUAGGUGUCCCUGACGAUCUUGGUGGUCAGGGACAGGACAUAGGCUCAUGGUUGAACAUCGAUGAUGAUGGAUUACAAGAUGAUGACUUCAUGGGCCUUGAGAUUCCCAUGGAUGAUCUGUCAGACUUGAAUAUGAUGGUUUGAAGCUUCUUUUGCUGUAUAUUCCUGUUCAUUACCAUUCACUGGAGAAACCUUGUUGUCCAGAUACGACCACCAAUUACAUGUGGGUUGUGUGACUGUGCAGUCCUUAAGUAGGGCUGCAUAUUCUUUGGGAUACCUGUGUACCGCUACAUUUUUGAGUGAACCCUUCGAGGAAGGAAGGGUUUUGUACCUAUAAGUUGAUGACUUUGACUGUAAAGAUCUUUUUGUACAAUGGUCAAGCCAGUACCGUAGUCGUAGUAUGUAGAAACACUGUAUUUGGUUUAGCAAUACAGGUCAGGGAACGUCUUUUGUACAUAGAUUUUGAUUUAUCAAUAAGAUCACUUUUUACAAGUCAUCCCAUCCUCUACUCCAGUUAUAAUAAUGCGUAAAUUAAUGUUUGCAUGCUCUGUUUUUUGUGUUUUUUGGCAAAACGUUCAAAUUUCUAUCAUUAUAUGUAACUGAUAUCAUGGUGACUAUAUUGGUCUUUGUAUGAUGCAGGAAUCUGUUAUAGUUCAGGUUUGUUAUGUGCUGGUAUGGUUAGCCCUUACAGGGGAGGGAUGAACUAUUUUUGGGGAAUGCUAUAUGGUGACUUUUUUCCUGCAUUUCAUUAGUCUAAAGUGCUGAGCUUAUUAUCAUUUUGUAGAAUGUACCUCCCAAUUCUAUGCGUGUCUGUUGCGUAUGACUGUAGCAUAUUAUUCUUCUCAGAUAUUGCCAACGUUAAAGCAACCUUAAUCUCCGCAAAGUAUCAUGGCAAUGGGAUGCUGCUCUUCAUGUUAGUAUAACAUCAUAGUCGCUGGACCUUUUGGUUUCUUUUAGUUGUGACUUGAAAUAUAAUGACAGAUUUAGUCUGCAUUUAUUCACUUUGAUGGAAGACUACCUGAUAACUCAAACCAGGAUUCAGAAUACAUCAGCCAAUGGAGGUAUGGUUUUAGUUAUUCUUUCUGUCUGUCUAGCGAUUUUGGGGGUGUUCUGUUUUGAAUGAACCAUAGUAAUGCAUUUAAAAGAGACAAAAAAAAAAAAGAAUUCUGUUUUGCAUCCUCCUGUACACUCUGCCUUAUUUGCAGUUGUUUGUGCACAAGAAUGUUUCCAUAUUGGUUCAGCUGCUAAGUGCCAUUGGAUUGAGGAACUGCAAAGUAUAUCUUCUUUUUGUGACCACAGGAAUCUGUUAUAAUGCAGGUUUGUUAUGUGCUGUUAUGGUAGCCCUUACAGGGGAGGGUAAGGGCAGGGAUGAACUAUUUUUUGGGAAUGCUAUAUGGUGACCUUUUUCCUGUUCAUUAGUCUAAAGUGCUGAGCUUAUAUUUACCAUUUUGUAGGAUAUACCUCCCAAUUCUAUGCGUGUGUUGUGUAUGACUGGCAUAUUCUUCUUCUCAGAUAUUGCCAACGUUAAAGCAACCUUAAUCUCCGCAAAGUAUCAUGGCAAUGGGAUGCUGCUCUUCAUAUUUAGUCUGCAUUUGUUCACUUUGAUGGAAGACUACCUGAUAACUCAAACCAGGAUUCAGAAUACAUCAGCCGAUGGAGCUGGCAAGGUUUUGAUUGAGGAGUUUCUGAUUUCUCAUUGCUGGAAGCCUGAGGAUCACUUUAGGACUGAUCGUCACCGCUUUCUCUCAAAAGGCUGGAACUUUCCCGUAAUAACAAUUCAAGAUUAGAAGAACGAAAGACAUCAGACCCAGCAUAGCUGCACCAGGCUGACAAAGAGGCGAGGCACCGGGGAUUGCCUAGGAUUUCUGUAUGACUGGUGAAGGUGAAACUGUAGCCUUUACGGUUGGUUUGCUGGUUCAGUUUUCGUCACAGUGGCAGUGAAGGUACUUCUUUUCCCCAUGUUCUCAUUUUGCUCGUAGUGUGUUAGUUUGGUUUACUUUUCACUCUGUUUGUGCUUUAUGAAGAAGGAAAUUUGAAGAGAAAGGUGCAAUUCUUAUGUAACCUAGGACCGUUCAGCUUGUCAGUGCAGAGGACAGCAUUCUUAGUCGCAGUGACACUAGCUCACUACCACCCAAAGCCCAUUGUUGACGAUUCACACACGCCUCCUCUCCCUUGUCAUCGCCGUGCCAUGUGUUGAUGUGUGACGUCAUCUCUGAUGAUCUCUUCUCGUCGACAUAUACUUCUUCAAGAUUAACUGAACUUCCUGAACCAUCCUUAGCUUAUUCCUUGCUCUCAGAUCUCAAGAGUUUCUGGCGUCCUUGGUAUUGGUUUUGACCCCCUACGUUCUCUCACUCUCUUAUUAUUUUUCUGUCAAUUCCUGCAGUUUCAUUUUGAUUUUUGUUGUUCUCAAUUAUACUUUUGAUUGCUUUAGAGUCUUCUCUGAAGAGCGCAAGUUGUAAGUCCUAGAAAAAAGUUAUCUGCUUUCUUUUCGGUCCAGAAAAAAGUUAUCUGCUUUCUUUUUGGUUUCUUUUGUAUGCUUUCUUAUCAUUAACAAAAGAGAAAAGAAUGAGAAAGGAAAAAGGUAGGAAAAUUCAAUUUUUGGAGCACCUCUUUUCCCUCAAUUCCCUUGUCCACUAUUUACUAAUGUUAACUUCCAGGUAGCGAGAAUCAUGUCUCUUGGGCGGUAUCAGUGCAAUUAUGGUUCGUGGAAUAAGUAUACUAGGACCAUCAAGUCAAAAGUUCUCAGAUAUCUGAUUGAGGAGCAUGGAUUAAAGAAGAUGCACAACUGUGCAUUCUUCUAUGGAAUUUCCUUGACCUUGAGCUGAUCAACCUUUUCCCGAUCCUGCAGAACCGGUUGCAAAGUCUGGGCCAAAGCUAGUGCAUUAUACAACAGGGACAUCCAACGGAUUUUGUGCAAGUAACUAGCGUGGUUCUCUUUUGAGUGCCCAACAACAGAGGGACAAUUUUUAUUAUUAUAAUGGCAUUGGCUGAAUUACAAUUG
Molecule: messenger RNA, 7137 nt
Organism: Nicotiana tabacum (common tobacco)
Lineage: Eukaryota; Viridiplantae; Streptophyta; Magnoliopsida; Solanales; Solanaceae
Source: RefSeq, a predicted model, not a curated record